Molecule: messenger RNA, 1974 nt
Organism: Aspergillus calidoustus
Lineage: Eukaryota; Fungi; Ascomycota; Eurotiomycetes; Eurotiales; Aspergillaceae
Source: the annotation of a GenBank genome assembly
AUGACCGCAAGGUUCGUUGCGACUAUUCUGUGUCUGGGGCACCCUGCACCAACUGUCGCCUGGAUUACCGCGAAUGUGUCGUGCGCGCACAAAUCCUCCAAUUGCCCAUCCAUUGCGCGUGUCGUGACUCCGAUUAGCUCGGAUACUGCAUACACUGCGUAUUCGUUCAUCGACCCAAUUGAGCGCUCAGCUCUGCUUGCCGAAGAUGUUCUUUUCCUACAGAUAAAAGGCUGUCUAAAUGUUCCGACAUCCAAGUUCCUACGACUCUUCAUCGAGGCUUAUUUCGCCCGUGUACAUCCUCUCCUUCCGGUCCUGGACGAGGCGAGGUUCCCGCGAAUCAAUGCGUCUGAAGGUCGACACUCUGGCACAAUCAGCCUGUUUGUUCUUCACUCUUUGCUUUUCGCGAGCUGCAGCUUUGUGCAAGCGGCAACGAUUCGAGACGCCGGCUACGCGGACGUGUCCCAUGCAAGAGACACCUUCUAUCAGCGGGCAGCGCUGUUAUAUCAUUUCAGCGCCGAGCCACGCCUUCUUCCCAAGGCCCAAGGGGCAGUCUUACUCUCCUAUCGCCUUUCGCCGUCCGACUGGCGAGGUGGAAGUCAAUGGCUGUCAGUCGCGGUCCAGACUGCAGUCAUCAUUGAUUCAGAUCACACAGAAAGGGAAAAUGUGCUCCUGCUCGAGGCUGAAAGCAAAACACGCCUUUGGUGGUCAAUAUCCGUGCGGGAUCGUGCCAUCGCUCUGAGCCGUCGCGAGGCCUUGCAGAUCAUUCCCGCAGCCCUUGAAACUCGAAUUCACAGCCUUGAGGAACCUCGAUUUGACGAUAAAAUUGACCACUCGAUGGUAUACCUACCCUCUGCAAAGCGCGUCUUGCACCAUCUGUUCCAACUGCAGUGUCGAUUGUCUCGCCUUCUCGCUCGAGUGAUACCUCUUGCCUUUGGUGACCUACCCCAUCAGCAUCAGCGAGAUCUAGCCCACACUCUCCAGUCAGAUAUUAACUACCUCAAGCUUGAUCUUGCGGUCUGGGAUAUGAACAGAAAGACCCUGGUUGAUCAAGCACUGCAGAGUAGAUGUUCGGACGAGAUUAUCCAAGUCUAUGUCUCCCAGCUUUCGAUACACUAUCACCAUGCUCGAAUCUCGUUAUGUCACAAAGAACUCACCCUGAGUCAAUACUUUCCCACCCCACGGGAUAAGCAGCUUCAGCGUCGACGGACAAUCCUUUUGGAGCUCCACCACGCUGCUGAUGCCAUCACACAUGCCGUGGCUGGCCUUGGUCGAACCGGUGCAGACAGCCAAUUGCCGCUUGAUUCGAUAGUCUUGACAGCACUGCCCUUCAUGUUGCGAGUCUUGAACUUGAAGCUCGCCAAUAUUUCCAUGGGGAAUGCAAAUACGAAGGGUGUCACUGAGCUGCUGAUGACGUUUACACAACCAUACUUCCAGCGAGCCGCCGAAUUGGCCACUUGCGUGCGAGACAUAAUCGACCGGGUCACCGAGUCUGCUAUCUCCAGGAUACGCUGCUCGGGGCGUUCCACGGCCGAUCCACAGAACUGGGGCGAAGUAUUAUUACAUUUUCCGCAGAUCUAUCUCCAAACAGUUGCCUCCCUGGACAAGGCUCUCUCCUGGGGCCACUAUUGCGAGGAAGAAGAACCGCAGUGUCCAGCACCAUUGAAGCCUAUUCCAUCGCCGUUAUCCGCUUCAGACGCAUGGUCUUGGAUGGGUUGCAUCUCCAGUCACGGGGAGCACAUGGAAAUCCCCAGGUCUGGCAAUUUCCCAAGUCCUAUUUCGGCAACCGACGACGUAUCCCAUGCCAUGGUAAGCGAAUGGGAAUCUAUGGCACAAGUGCCCAUGAGGUCCCUUCGGGGUGCCGACUUUGAAGCGGCGAUGUUUACUGCCGUUGACGGAAGCUACGAGAAUCUUUCCGAGGAUAGUUGGGCUGGCAGCUUGUUUGACCUUUUUCUGGCCGAAGACGCCCUGUUGUAA